This is a messenger RNA of Mizuhopecten yessoensis (Yesso scallop), 876 nucleotides long. RefSeq lists its product as uncharacterized. NCBI's taxonomy places the organism in Eukaryota, Metazoa, Mollusca, Bivalvia, Pectinida, Pectinidae. The record is from RefSeq and is a predicted model, not a curated record. The transcript has a single exon. The coding region runs from base 1 to 876 and encodes 291 amino acids.
AUGGUAACCCUUGGUGAUGAUGCGAUGGGGAAGAUCGUAAUCGAGAGACAACGACGAUGUCGUCCUGGUGAUAUUGAAUACCUGUCCGUACCUUUGUCAGAGCGUCGUGUGAAAGAAAUAGGGAAGUUUAACGUAAAGACUCCGUCAGAUAAAAGUAAUUGUUUGAUACGUGGGGUUGUGUACCUUCCUUAUAAACAGAUAAUACUUAGUGAUUUCAACAACCAGAAGCUGAAGCUGUUUACAGACAAAGGGCAGUACCUAGACGAGUUGACCAUUCGUGGAGAUCCCUGUGAUCUGUGUCUGGUAAACAACAAUACCGUGGCGGUCGCUGUCACCAGUCCUGGUGGUGUCCGUGUCGUGAAAGUCGAGGGCUCAAAACUCUCCCUGUCGUCUGAGAUCAACAUGCCUAAUGGUAAAGACUGUUUUGGUAUAACACAUACAGACGGGAGGUUUAUUGUGGGUACAGAUGGAGAAGACGUAUACAGUGUGACUCAGGACGGAGCGACAGAGUUAUUAUAUAAGUAUAACUAUAUCUGUCAUUGCCUCACACAUGAUCCAGUAAAGGGAGACACACUCGUCAGUGUCAGUAACAUCAAACGUCACACGGAUGUGAUGAAGGUCGGUGUCGUGAGGGAUGUAACGGGAAUAGACGUGGACAGGGAGGGUAACAUCUACGUGUGUGGUUAUAGUUCACACAACGUCGUACAGAUGUCUGGGGACGGGACACACGUCAGGGAACUACUGACAUCAUCGGAUGAAAUGGAACAUCCUUGGGCAAUAGCUGUUCGUGAUGACACGUUUGUGGUCACUUCGUGUAAUCCUUGGAAAUCGAAAUCUGCAGACAAUAAUUGUAUCCGUGUCUUUCAACUCUUCUAA